UGACAUUUUAAUACCGUUUUGUUUUGAUUCAUCACUUGAUGGAAAUGACUUUUGAUUUAAAUUCAAAAUAUUAUUUAUUAUUUUUGACAAUUCUCAUAUUAUUGAUUAAAAAUCAUUAUUCAUUUGUAUAAUUGUAUACAUGAAAUUAUUUACAAAAUCUUUAAUUUACACAUGAAAUCAACAAAAUAUAAUACAAUGUAUGUGAAUAAAAAUCAAAUAUGCCGAUAAAUGUAUGUAUACAAUUUAUGUGUGUGUCUGUUACAACAGGAAAAAAGCAAGGAAAGAGCAAGAAAAGUAAUACAAAAAUUUCAGGAAAAUGUAAAAUCAAACACUAUGCCUGGUGGAAGACGUAAUGCUGCUAGUAGAAAUGGACAGAGUAAAUCCCAAGCUAACUUCUCUGUAUCUUCAAAUAUUGGUAUACGAAGUAAUAGUGGAGAAAGAACAGCUGGAAAUGGUGCAGAUGAUAAAAAGUCAGAACUUUGUGGAAUGAAAGCAUUAGUACCAAAACAUGUACCUAUACCAGUUGUACCUGUGGAUGGUCAUUUAACUUUUGAAGCGUUGUCUUUAGUUGUGUCAAUUAUUGCAGCUUCUUUACAAAUGCUUAAUUUGUAUAGAACUGUUUGGUGGUUACCUCAUUCUUAUAAUAAUUAUAGUAUGAAUUUCUACUUAAUAGAUCCUUAUUUGCUUGUAUUUAUUAUAAUUAUGGUUGCAAGGCAAUUUAUUUAUUCUUUAUUGCAUCGAGUUAUUGAUGUUUCAUCACCAGUUCGUUGGUUACCUACUGCUCAAAAAAUGAUGAGGAUAACUUUACUAAUCAUUGUGAUGAAUAUAUUAUGCUGGUGUCUUUACCAUAUGGCUGAACGACAUAACUCAAUGAAGAUUUUUUACUUAUGUUAUCCAAGUUUAUCUGUAUAUUUUGUAAUGUUUGGUAUAAGUGCAGCACCUUUCUUUGAUAUAUCGACACCUUUAUAUGGUAAAGAUGAAAAGAAAACAAAGUUUCUGAUGGACAAACCUUUACAUAAUUGUUCAUUAAAUGCAUCAGCAAUUAGAGCAGAAGUUUCAACAUUAAGGUCUGAUUUCAAUCGGCGUUUGAAACGAGCUUUGUUUGCAUCUUCUAGUAGUGCUUAUGUAUGUGGUAUUGCACCCAUUAUAUUUGUACCUCAACAUCUACAUUUUAAUAUUUCAUGGGUUGUGCAACAUGUUAUUAUGUUUUGGCUGGAAAGAAUAAGUGCUCACUUUUCACAUGCUUAUCCUGUCAGGUACUGUGAUGUUUUACAUAGAGCGGCAUUACACCUAGGUCGAUGGGUUAAAAUUGAAAAUCGCAAUAGUCAUACUUAUGCCCAGGUGUGGAAUGAUUCUAUUUUGUGGCCUCAUGGUUCAGUUGUGAGACAUAAUAAAGAAAUCUAUCGUUCCGAAGGCUUCUGUACUGUAGCAGAACCAGGAAAUUCAAAUCAUUACAGAUUUUAUGCUUUAUUUAGUAAUCCUACAAUGUUACUUUGUUCAAUAUUGGGCUUGCAACUUCUUCUUGUUUGUGCACAAUUACUUAUUUUACUACGCACAACUGAUUGGUAUCAAGUGUUAUCAAUAACAUUGCUUCUUGUGAUCAACUAUUAUACUUUAUUUAAAGUUACUAGAGACUAUCUUAUUUGUUGGAAAGUAUAUCAUGCAGAACAAAUAAUACAAGAAAAGUCGCAAAUGAUUGCAAAUUCUACUGUUCAAUAAAUGAUUAUUGAACAAAUUGUCGGUGUUAUUCUGUUUGCCCUUUCGAAACGACUAUUUUAACUUCAUUUUAUAAUUUAUCGGUCUUACAAAAUUAUUUCCUUAAACUAAAUUUUAUCACAAAUAGAAAAAAGGGUAAUAAAAAAUGCAAAUAAGGAAAUAAUUAAAUUAGAACGUGACCACUAUAUCGUGAUUUUGCCUUUGGAUCAGUGGAAAUCUGAAAAAAAAUGUGGCGCAAGAUUGACCUUCAAGAUCAAAUUGCAAUUUCACAUUAGUAUAUUAAUUAUUUAAUUGUUUAUGCCAGGAAAACUUACUCGUUUUAUUUACUACGUUUGUUAUUUUGUUUCAAAAACAUAGUUUGUUACAAUAUUUUUGAACUGUAUACUUGUUUUUUACUAUGAGCAACUAAAUAAUUUCCUAUAUGGAAUAACGAGAUGCAUCGAAUCAUACAUAAAGAAUUGUAAUUCUAUUUAAAAAAGUUGCAGUUUACCUUUUUAUAUCUUUUACGUGUCCACCUGCAAACAAACUAAUAAUAUCAGAUCUCUUUCUCGACGCCACUGAGCUUUUGCUUGAAAGAUUUUUUCGCUUUAUUCUAUUUAUGGUGAGCUACUUCUGCUAACGAAUAAUUUUCUCCUUUUUUCAUUAAUAUCUUGUUGUUUACAUUCUAUGUGAAUGUGAAAUGUAAGCAUUGUAAAUAAUAUCAAUGCAAGAGCUAAUGGAACUUUAUCAUCAUUUUUCAAGAGAACGGUGGAGUAGUGAUUUAUCAACAGUUUGAGACUUCUGUUCCUCGUGAGGAGUUUUAUACGAUGCAACAAUAAAGAAUUUAACUUAGAAUUUUAAGGUCAACGUCAAUUUUGCGGUAAAUUUUUUCAACAGAUUUCUGUGGAUCUAGAGGUGCAGAAGUACGCUAUAAUGACAUAAUGUAAAUAUAUACAUUCGUUUGUAAAUAUACAGCUGUUCUGUUGAUAAAUGGAUUGGUUUUAGUUUUAUUAAAUAAGUUUUAUUAAUAAUAAUUUUAUUAAACCGUUAUACCUAGAAACAUGAAAUUUUUUCUUUUAUGACGUAGACAUAGGAUAAUAAAGGAUUUUUGGAAAUAUCCACCCUAAAGAGAUACAAAGGGCGACAAAUUUUUUUUCAAGAGAUAGCCACAUUUCGCGUAUCACUACAGUUAAAGAUGUGGAAUUCGGCAUAUGAGCUCAUUAAAAAUAAACAAACACGUGUUUGAGUAUUUUUCGAAAUUCAACUUCAGAAUUCAAAUGAAUUGCAAUAUUCGUUUAUCAAUUAAGUACAAGCCUGUUAGAAAAUUAUUUGCAACUGUAACAGUGUAACAGGACAAAUAAAAGAUGCAAAAAAAUAAGGGAAAUAUCUAUA
Molecule: messenger RNA, 3087 nt
Organism: Bombus huntii
Lineage: Eukaryota; Metazoa; Arthropoda; Insecta; Hymenoptera; Apidae
Product: transmembrane protein 39A
Exons: 8
Coding region: 229-1719 (496 amino acids)
Cellular component (GO): membrane
Source: RefSeq, a predicted model, not a curated record